AUGUCGCGAGCAACCGAUCGUCGAAUCCAUUACUCUCUCCCAGAGCUGCGCUCGAUACACUCGCUCGACCGCAACUUCGCUCCACGGACACCUGUCGUGGCCUCAACGACUCCAGGGGGAACUGUAGGCGAGAUCAUGACACCGCGAGGCCCAUUGCUUGGAUCCAUCGACUUCAGUCCCUUUGGAAAUCUCCCCAGGCGCAACGUGCCAUCCGCUCCAGAUCAUGAAAGGAGCCGAGGAGACACGGAAAUCGACUUCACGACGUAUGGCACUCGAGCACCGAUCCCGCCGCCACCUCCACCGCCAGCGCUUCUGCCCAGGGCAGUACCCAUGAGACCGACUGUUACUCCUCCCAGACAGCGUGGUCCGACUGUGAUUGCAGGGCCUUUUGGAAUCUCUGCCGAGACGAUGUCUCUAAUCCAUGGGGAACAUUUCCACAGCUGGGAUUCACCGACAGGUCCGCAUGAGAGUCUCGAUGCGGGAAUCAAGCCUGAACCUUGUACGCAUUGCGUGUAUGCUAAUAAGGAAUGGGUGACCUUGUCGGAUGGAACGACGUUUGAGUUGAUGUUGGAUUCGCCUUGA
Zasmidium cellare ATCC 36951 is the source of this 582-nucleotide messenger RNA. RefSeq lists its product as uncharacterized. Lineage: Eukaryota; Fungi; Ascomycota; Dothideomycetes; Mycosphaerellales; Mycosphaerellaceae. The transcript has a single exon. Bases 1 to 582 code for a protein of 193 amino acids. The record is from RefSeq and is a predicted model, not a curated record.